AUGGUUGCUAAGAAAGGUAGUAAGUCACAGUAUAGUGACCUACAACGGAGAGACAAUCAGGACAAAUUUGAGAGAUCGAAUAACGAUGAUGAUGCCAACGGGUCUCACAAGAUGCAGAAGAAAACCAAGGAUAAGAAGUUAAAGGCAGGAUUGAAGCGUAUUGAUCAGAAGUAUAAGGAAGCGGUACUCUCUACUGCUGCUACAGAAUAUCUUUUACCCGAAGAGCAUGGUUAUUUAGAAGCAGAAGAUGAGAUGGAAAAGACGUUCAAGUUCACACAGGCUGAAAUCAAACACCAUGUUGACGCCUCCAUGGCCAAUAAGGCAUUGGACUUGAAAUUAAACGAUUUUGGUCCGUACCGUGUAAAUUAUUCCAGAAAUGGUACGCAUAUGCUUAUUGCAGGUCGGAAGGGCCAUGUAGCAUCUCUUGAUUGGAGGAAAGGUGAACUUCGUGGUGAGCUAAAUCUCGGGGAGACAGUGCAAGCAGCAACAUAUUUGCAAAAUGAACAGUUCUUUGCAGUAGCACAAAAAAAAUACACGUUCAUUUACGAUCAUGAAGGUGUAGAGCUGCAUCGUUUAAAGCAGCACAUAGAGGUCAAACAUUUAGAAUAUUUACCAUAUCAUUAUCUCUUGGCAACAGCAGGACAAACAGGUUUUUUGAAAUAUCAAGAUGUUUCGACAGGUCAACUAGUAUCAGAGAUCAGAACUAAACUAGGUCCUACUACAGCGAUGGCUCAGAACCCUUGGAAUGCAGUAAUGCAUUUGGGACAUAGCAACGGCACAGUCACUCUAUGGUCACCAUCAAUGCCAUCACCACUGGUAAGACUAUUAUCAUCUAGAGGAUCAAUAACAGGAAUUGCUGUAGAUAGACAAGGUUAUUAUAUGGCCACCACUGGUUCCGAUAAAUCUUUAAAGAUUUGGGAUAUCAGAAACUUUAAAGAAGUACAUAGUAUUGAGAACAUGCCUACGCCCGGUACUAACGUUGCAAUUUCAGAUACAGGUCUACUUGCAGUAUCAAGAGGGCCUCAUGUAACAAUUUGGAAAGAUACGUUGAAAAGUGGGAAAGCUGCUAGACCGUAUUUCACCUCUAGCGGUUACAAAGAUAGAAAUACUCCGUAUAUGUCUCAUUUAUUCGCUGGAAAUAAAAUAGAGAACUUCCAGUUUGCGCCAUUCGAAGAUUUGCUAGGUGUUGGACAUCAAAAGGGUAUAACCAAUUUGAUUAUUCCAGGCGCAGGGGAAGCCAACUACGACGCACUAGAGGCCAACCCAUACGAAACAAGCAAACAGAGACAGGAACAAGAAGUGAGAUCAUUAUUGAAUAAGUUACCUGCUGAUUCUAUAACAUUAAAUCCAAACACAAUAGGUACAGUAGAUUCUCGUGCUUCUCAAGUCAGAUUAAAUGCAAAGGAUCUUGCAAUUAUCUCGAAUGCAGAGCAAGAAAAAUCCAAACUAAACAAAGACAUUCCUGAUGCCAGACCUGAUGUUAAAGGUAAGAACUCCGGAUUACGUGCGUUCCUACGAAAGAAAACUCGUAAUGUUGUGGAUGAAAGGAAGUUAAGGGUACAAAGACAACUAGAGAAGGAAAAGUCUAGCCGCCAAAGAAAAGAAAAAAUUAAGAAGGGUGAACUUGCUGAUGAUCACAAAGACCUUGUUGAUGAAGCCUUAUCAAGAUUUUCUUGA
Molecule: messenger RNA, 1677 nt
Organism: Kluyveromyces lactis
Lineage: Eukaryota; Fungi; Ascomycota; Saccharomycetes; Saccharomycetales; Saccharomycetaceae
Gene: UTP7
Product: Utp7p
Exons: 1
Coding region: 1-1677 (558 amino acids)
Biological process (GO): maturation of SSU-rRNA from tricistronic rRNA transcript (SSU-rRNA, 5.8S rRNA, LSU-rRNA)
Cellular component (GO): 90S preribosome; small-subunit processome; nucleolus
Molecular function (GO): protein binding
Source: RefSeq, a predicted model, not a curated record